Molecule: messenger RNA, 465 nt
Organism: Lolium perenne
Lineage: Eukaryota; Viridiplantae; Streptophyta; Magnoliopsida; Poales; Poaceae
Biological process (GO): nucleobase-containing compound metabolic process
Cellular component (GO): nucleus; cytoplasm
Molecular function (GO): 3'-5' exonuclease activity; nucleic acid binding
Source: RefSeq, a predicted model, not a curated record
AUGUCUUUCAAGAUCACGGUCGCUCUCCGUGGAAGAAUGGUCGAGAAGUGGAUCCGCGCUAUCAAGAGGGACUACCUCGACAACGCACCAAUCAAGUGUGUUGGCUUGGACUGCGAGUUCACCAACCCUCGCGAGGGUGAUCAGCGCGCCGCCGUUCUUCAACUCUCCGUGGCAUCCGAGAAUUUGGGAUUCCUGAUUUAUUGGGCUGAUGAAGUGCCACAAGUUCUCAAGGAGUUCUUGAUGGACAAUACCAUCAGAUUCUGUGGCGCGGCUAUUGGCAAAGAUGUGGAAAUGUUGAGUCCCUACGGUAUUAAUAUUACUUCUGUGUUCGACCUCCAGAUGAUACUCCCGAACCCUAACAACAAGCCCACUCCGAGUCUAUAUGAUCUGUAUCUGCCGGCGCCCAAGACCGACCGCUACACCCGGCGCUCCACCAUCACGCUGCAACUGAAGAAGAUGCACUGA